Messenger RNA from Salpingoeca rosetta, 11755 nucleotides. RefSeq lists its product as uncharacterized. The transcript has 7 exons. The coding region runs from base 98 to 11602 and encodes 3834 amino acids. The record is from RefSeq and is a predicted model, not a curated record. NCBI's taxonomy places the organism in Eukaryota, Choanoflagellata, Craspedida, Salpingoecidae.
CGUGCACGAGACAAGCAAAGACGAGCAAGCAAGGUGCAUUGCUACGAAUGGGCCGCACCUGGCUUCCCAAUAACCACACCAACCUCCAUCUUCGGCCAUGGACGGAUGGGUGCACGAAGUGAAGAUCAAGGCAGAGGUUGAGUCAGAGGAAGAGGCCGUGGCCGAAGAUGAGACGGAUGAAGAGCAGCAAGAGCAAGGGUACAGUGAAUACCGCUACAAGCAGGAGCCAACGGAGCUCUCCGAGUACCUGCAUCGAAAACAACACAUCAGGCGCAGCACCGCAGCCGCUGUUCGCGUAACAGUACGCCACGAGAGUGAUAGGGAGUCUCCGCGGUUGCCCCGUGCGCCCACACCUGCACCUGGUGCCAGCACGAGACAGCGCCUUCCGCACCAGGAUGACAGGGAGAAUAGAGACAGUGAGGUGAGGCGAGGCUCGGAGGAGACACAGCUGCAACUUACACGUGGCCGCACCACGUCAGCCGAUCAGAGAUCACGAGCCUCUCCCUCAGCAUCAACAGCUGCAUCAUCGUCGUCAUCAUCACGAUUGCGGCUGUCUCGAAGAUCGCCCUCUCCCCAGCGGCGAAGGCCAUCGCUUUCAGCCGUGCACGCGUCAGGUUUACCCGACACUUUCCACUAUCCAAACCACAGUCAUAGGCAUACCCAGUCGCACUACCGCUCGUCGCGUCACCGUGACUACGACUACGACUACGACUAUGCUCGCAACUACGAUUACUAUCGUAGCGACAGGCGCAUGCGCGCUGCCGCCGGUUCCACCCGGCCAUACCGCGUGAGGUCGCCACCAUACGGGCCAUCGCGUCACGCGCACGCGUCCAUAGAUCGGUAUCAUCCAUACCACGGCGGCCACACGGAGCGCCCUAGCUACAGCCCGCCCCACCGCUACCGACGGCCCCACCACGGAUACGGGUCUCCACGUGCGGACGACACACGCGGGUCAGCAUCGAGAUCCCGCCGCUCUUCCCACAGCUCCUCCCAGAGUCACAGCCACAGUCACAGCCGUAUGCAUGCUCGUGCAGCUGCAAUGUCAGCCUCACCAUCAGCUGCCAGGUCAGCAGCAGCAUUCACAGCCACGCUGCCACCGCCCAUACCCGGCGACCCGCGACGACGCCCGCCACCACCAGCAUGGCACCGGUCAAAACCAUUGCCCUCAUCACCAGCGCCAGCGCCAGCAGCAGCAGCAGCAACAGCAAUAGCAGCAGCAACAGCAGCAGCCUCGCCAUCACGUCUGGAUUUGUCAUCUGCAGCAGCAACAGAGUACCGACAGCGAUCAUCAUCAUCAUCCACAUCGUCAUUGUCGUCGUCGUCGAGAGGGCGACGCGAAUCACAUGACGCAGCAGCAUCAGCACGGCGGCCAUCAUCACCAUCAUCCACACCAUCGUUGUUGCUGCUGAGAGGACGAAGGCGCUCCCAAACGCUUGCACGGCGCGACAGCGACCACCACCAUCACCACCGCCAUCGCAAUGCCCAUGACGGAGAGUAUGGUUCCAGGCACCGUCGCUCACGUUCGCUGUCGUCACGAUCUGUGUCGAGAUCACCAUCGAUAUCGCGUGUGCGGCCGUUGCGCCCACGACGGAGGCCACGAUCACACUCGCGCUCGCACUCGCGUUCGCGUUCACGUACACCAACCCGCACCCACACGCACACACGCACGCGCACGCGUACACAUUCUCGGCGACGGUCAAGGUGGAGGUCACCGUCGCUCUCACUAUCACGAUCACGGUCACGAUCACCACGGUCACGAUCGCGAGAGAUGGGGAGGAGAAGGGGACGAAGAAUAGCCGGUGGGCAUCGAUCACGCAGUGGCAGUGGUGGCAGGUCACAGUUACGGUCACGGUCACAUUCGCCCGCACGCGCACGUUCACGCUCCCACGAUGAGGUGAGGAGGGAAGACGUGUUAGCAGCGAACAUGCCUGACAACAGCGACAAACACAGCAGCGCAAAUAGCAGCAGCAACAGCAACAACCACAAGUGCAGCAGUAACACAAACGGCCACGACGUCAGCGAUGCCAACAACAACAACAACAACAACAACAACAACAACAACAACAGCAGCAGCAGCAGCAGCAGCAGAAGCAAUAAGUUGGCCAGCGGAGCACUCGUGGUUGGCAGCAGCACCAACAUCUUUCGCACCAUCAUCAACCCAAGGCGACAGCGGCGCCAGUUGCCCGUUGUGCUGCCGCGCCAGAACAGCGGACAGCACAGUGGUGGCGCUGGUGCUACUGCUUCCGCUGUUGUGGUGGAGGGCGUGUCGUGUCUUGGCAUUGCCUGCAAGCACAGCCCCUUUGGCAACCGCCUGCCUUUUACAACGCUUGAGCUGGAGCCCACCCCACACGAGGCAAGCCAGCUGGCGGCGUAUGUGGGCACAGAUGACACGUUUCUGGGUGUUUUGCAUGCGUACGCGCUUGUUCAGCACUUGGCGGCAGGUGGGUCUCUCCCGUGCACCACAACCACACCCCUUGUCACGGCACCAAGGACGACGGGCGACCCCUUGCCUCGUCCAUCACCACUGCCAUCACGUGUCGUGACUAUUGAUUUGUCAUCCACGUCAUCGUCGUCGUCGUCUUCUCCACCGGUCGUGCAGCAAGGAAAACCAACGAGCAGCAAUCGCGCGCACACCCAACACAGCAAGAGCAAAAGCAAGAACAAGAACACCAGCAGCACUGCAGCCAAUACCAACACUAACAAGACCACGACGAACAGCAACACCGCAGUUGAUACAAGCCAUGGCGACCAAAGCAGCAUCAGCACGCCCGGUGACAUCACGACAACAUACAUCAGCGCCAGAGCAGGCCUGCGUGCUGGUGUGCAUGGCACCAUCGUUGCGACGAGUGGGGAGGAAGUUCGCGAGCGCUUCAGCUCCGUCCUCAAGCACCUGCUGACGCGACUGGCAACAACGGCACACGCACCCACCCAGCUCGACCCACACCCAGCCACCCAUCAACACAACAGCAACGGCAGCAGUGACAGCAACAACAACAACAACAACAGCCUCAUAGCGGACACUCACCGCCGUGGCCGCAACCGUCACGUUGGCAGCAGCAGCAGCAGCAGCAGCAACAACAGCAACAGCAACAGUGUGUUCACGCCAUCACCAUCGCCAGCAGCGGGGGUGUUUGCGACUGCGUUUACUGGUAGCGAUGCGCUGGAUGCACACCUGCACGCCAGCAGCCAGACGCCACAGCAGCAGCACUUGUGCAGGGCUACGCUCGCCCGGUUUGUUGACGCGCUGUGCGGCGUUGUGGAGUGUCUUGCUGCAACCACACCAGAGCUUACGCAGCGGUACGGGGGCGUGCGUGUUGUACGCCAGGCGUCCAUGGUGACAGACGGCCACCUCCGCGACGUGGCUGCUGGCGCUGGCAUCAUUAUUACGCUCGACCCGUGCGUUGUGCUGUUUGCCACCAGCAGCCAGAGCAGUGAUGCUCGGCAGCAGCACCAUCAGCAGCAGCAACAGCAGGCGAAUGUGCGGAUAUGCAACUGCAUCUACGACGAAGACGCAGAGGCCUCUGCGCGUUGGACGCUUCGCCCACCCAGCACACAACCACUCACGAAUGGUGGUGGUAAAGGUGAAGGUGGUGGUGGUUGUGGUGUUGCUGGUGGGAAGAAGCCCAAUGCGCCUGCUCGACAGCACGCUCAGCAACAGACUCGUCAAGACAGCAGCAACAGUGGUCACAAGACCAACGGCACGGCAAACAACACGGCGAACAACACAGCAAACAACAAGGCCAACAACACAGCAAAGGGCAAGGCGAACAACAAGGCAAGCCGAAAGGCAAAGGGGAAGGCAAGACGCAAGGCAACCACCACCACCACCAGCAGCAGCAGCAGCGACAGCAGCAUUGCAAGGGGGUUCACGCGCAGCAGGAACGCCAAGGCAGGUGCAGACGACACACCCAGCACCGCAAUCACCGUCACAGCUUCCCCUGCAGUCUCCGCAUCGCCCAACACACCCUCAUCCCUAGCAGCCGCUUCCACUUCAUCAUCAUCGCCACCACCAUCAGCAUCGUUGUCGAUGUUUGCGUUGGUGCGUGCGCUGCCGUGGGUGCCCCCGCAUCCCCGCCUGUGCGGCCUUCCAACACGCGAUCUCCCAUCCCCGGCCACUUGGGUGGACCUGCACAGCGCCCUCCCGCGCCAAUCCGCGUUUGAUAUUGCAACGCGCACAGUGCCGCCACCGCCACUGGCACACCAGCCGACAUCAGCAGCACCACUUGCCAUUGCACCAGCAUCAGCAGCAACAACAACAGCAACGGCAGCAACGGCAGCAACGGCAGCAACGGCAGCAGCAGCAGUAGAUGCGGCCAUGUCAUCGGGCAGUGGAAGCAAGACGCUUCGCUUUGCUGCUGUGCCGAGCACGCCUGGACUGGAUGCCACGUUUGCUUCGCAACUGCAGACGUCGCUGUGGUGCAUCCCCGAGGCGUUACAGCACGUAUUUGACAUCAGCAGCAGCGCAUUCACGUUCAGCCGCAUUCUUCUGUCGCGCAUUGCCUUUGGCACCAUUGUGUUCACGCCGACGCUUGCCGAAGACGCUGCAGAGGCGCUCGUGGACCUGACGGCUGCUGCAGGCACACACGGCCCGGAGCAACGCACCCACAGCACACCGAUGGCUGCAGGCAGCAGCAGCAACGGGCGUGGCAGCACAGUCGGUGAGCAGAUGGCAUCACACCAGCGGGACCAGCAGCAGGGCAAGGUGUCGUCCUUCGCAGUACCGCCGCCAUCGCAACCGCUGUUGCAGGUGAUUGUGACGACGCGCAGUGCGCUGCCAAGUUUCACCACCAUGUACCCGGACGUGGUGGUGUGCGGGGUAUGGUCGGCUUCCACCCUUGCUGCACUCAAGCAGUUUUGCAAGGCGUUUGCCACCAUCAACUAUGACGCGAAUUGCGCUCUGUCAUCACAACCACAGCAGCAGCAGCAGCAGCAGCAGCAGUUCGUGGUCAACGAAGCAGCAGCAGCAACAACAACAACAACAACAACAACAACAACAACAACAAGAAUGACAGCAGCAACGGCCGUAACAGCAGCAAGCGGUGCCGGCACUGACGACAUCAACGAUGGCGAUGACGAGGUGGUGGUGAUUGACGAGAGUGCCACGCAGCGGCUCGCACACGCGCUGGACACUAGCAGCGAGAGCAGCGAGAGCAGCGAGAGCGAGAGUUCUGGGGGCGACCACAGCAGCGAUGAAGACUACAAUGUGGGUGAGGAGGACACCGGUGAUGAGGAGAGUGAAUACGAGAGAGGAAGCGAGACAACGAGCGACGAGGACAAUGCGAGUGAAGAGGACAUUGCUGGUGGGAGGCGCCUGUUUGUUGGGACGCGCGCGUCAAGGCGGACAGCAGAGGUUAACGGAAGUAAGAGAACAAAACACAACCGUAGCACAGGCCGCAGUAAGCGCAGUAAUGGCAGAGGAAACGAUGAGGACAGCGACAGCAGUAACAGCAGCGAUGUUGUGCACGUCAAAGCAGGGGCAGCAAGCAGGGGCAAACGAUUGGUGUUCGUCUCCAGCAGCAAUGACACUAGUAGCAAUGAUGGCAGCAGCAGCAGUGGCAGCAGUGAUGAAAGUGACAGUGACGGUGACAAGGAGCGGCAGGCAAAGGGUACGGAACCCAGCGGCAACAAGGGCGAAACGACAGCACAGGCAGAGUCAACCGUGAGCCCGUUUGUUGUGAUUAUGGACGCGGUAUGCCUGCGCUUCUUGCGUGCGCGCAGCACCAACGCAACCGGUGCGCGUGGUCAUGACGUGGUGCCACUCUCAACGGUUAUCGACACCAUGCUUCGCACCGCAGACGUAGAGCGGUUUGCGUGCAUGGGCGUGACGCGUUGGCACACUGGGUGGGCAGAUGCCACUUCCGACACCACCUCCGAUACAAGUGGGGUGCUUGAGCCAGCACAGAAAUACGCGCACGGGCAUGUUUACUCGUUUGUGCUGCUGAACGCAGAUGCAACGCGUGAUGUGCACUACCGCGUUGAGGAUUCUGUGUGGGAGGAUGUGCGGUUCAACGAGCGCCUGCAUGCGCGCGGGCUGGUUGUCCUCAAGCACCGCCUCCUCUCCGUUGUUGUUCGCCACUCCGUGGCCGACGACCGCGCCAGUGCUGGUGGUGACACUGACGCCAAUGCCAGCAGCCACGCCAGCAUCUCCACUGGACAUACGAGUGCGCCGGUAGCGCGAGGGCGCAGCGCCGUGUUGUCAUCGUCAAGAGGACCGGCAGCAGCAGCAGCAGCAGCAUUACUACCACCAGCAGCAACAGCGAUGCAAGCAGUUACUGGAGCAGCAACGGCGGCACCACUGGGAGGCAGCCAGCCACUCGUGUUCUGUGUGCCAAACCUCUCCAUCCUCCAUGCUGCUGGCGGGCAGCGUGGCCUGGGUAUGCAGGAAGACGACGACUGUGUUGAGACGGCUGCCGUGACAAUGAGCGUGACGUUGGCCGAGCUCGGCCUUCACGCUGACGGGCCAGGCGUGAACUACAUGCGCAUGUGUCGCGCCAUUACGCGCAGCCUGCGGGGCGUGCUGGCAGCCAGCGACCCUGCAGCUGCUGGCCUCUUGCACACUGUUGGCAUUGCAGAGCCGCUGCUGCUGCUACAUCCGAACCCACCACCGCAAGGGCACGUGGUGCACGUGUCUGUGUCUGUGAGUGGAUCGCAGCCACCGCCAUCGCUUGUGUUUGAGCCAAGAUCUCCAGCGCCUGUUGGCUGCAUGCUAUCGCUGCUCACGGCUGGAGGGCUGAUUGCACACGACGCCGUCGUUGUUGUCCCGCCCACCUGGCCACUGGUGCCUGCAUGCAAUCGCUUCGCCCCCGCCAUCACGGCGCCCCCUACCACUCCAAGCAAUGGUCGCAACGGCAGCGGCCGCGGCCGGGGCCGGGGUCGACGGAACAACUCCGCAGGCAAGGGUGGAUCGCCUGCCUUGAGUAUGGUGAGAGCUGCAGUUCAGUUGCACGCACCGGUGCUGUGUGUGAGCAGUGACGAAGCGAUGGCAGUGCUGAUGGCUCUGAAGCAGCACCCACAGGGCGAGUGUGUGCGCCUUGUGGCUGUGCGCCCUGCCCACCCUGCCACUGAGCUGUCUGCGGCUCUGAUCACACCCACGCGAUGCCACAGCGCGUUCCUGCCGAGUGUUGGCUGGCACCUGGUAACACCGGCAUCACACGCCAGAGAGCUGCAGACAGAGCUCCCACCGUCUUCGUUCACGCAGUCCGAACAGCAAAAGACACCGCGGCAGCUGAGGAGGCAACGACAGAAAGAGAGAAAAAUCGCAGACAAUCAGCAGCAACAACAGCAACAGAGGCAGGCUGCUGCCCAAGGGAAGGGCACCAAGGCUGGGGAAGCAAGCAAAACAGACAUCGCAGCGGCUGCAGUUGUUGCGGCGAUGAAGAUGGACGGGGGCGCUCCGGAAGCGCUUGGAAAGAAGAAGACGAAGCACACAAAGGCAACACCGAGCAAGAAACAAGCCGAGUCACAGCAGCAGCAUCACGAACAACAGCAGCAACAGGAGAAGAAGGAGAAGAAGAAGGAGAAAAACAGGAAGAAACAGCAGCAGGAGGAGGAGGAGGAGAAGAGGAAGAAGGGCAAUGGUGUGCAAGAAGUGGCGUCUUCAGCAGCUGCGGCAACCACGACCCCAGAGCCCCUGGCCAAGAAAGCGAAGAAACAGCCAUCAAAGCAGCCACAGAGCGCAAAGACAGAGAAGAAGGCAGAGAUGAAGGUGGGCAAGGUGGAGCCAGCAAGCAACAUAGAAGGUGAGAAGCAAGGCACCACAGUUGCCAUGAGGAAGCACACAGCGCAACCGCUGGUCAGAGAUAUGGCAGAACCGACAGGAGGUACCGAGCAAAAGAAGGGUGUGUUGCUCAAGGCAGCAAGCGCACAGAUGAAGCAGCGAAAGGCCAAGGUCAAUGCACGUUCCUCCUCCUCCUCCUCCUCCUCCUCCUCGUCGUCGUCGCCCUCUUCUUCAUCAUCCUCUUCUUCUUCAUCAUCCCCCUCCUCCUCCUCUUCGUCUUCGUCGUCGUCACCAUCAUCAUCAUCACCACCACCACUGCUGCUGCUUGGACCAUCGACACCAUCACGGGCUGUCAGCACCACAGCCGUUGUACCGCGGCCCAAGCGAGCAAUACGAGCCAAGACAGGCACGCAGACGCCACGCACAGCGGCGCUUGCAGCUGUCAAACGGACAGCCCGUAUGCUCGCCACAGCGUCAACGUCAUCGUCGUCAUCAUCAUCCAGCAGCGACAGCAGCGACAGCAGUGACAGCAGCGACGAGGAUGAUGAGGAUGACGGGAAGGGUGCUGUUCGGGUCAGAGCUGGCACUGCAAGCACAGGCAAGCGGCUUGUGUUUCUGUCCAGCAAUGACAACAGCAGCAGUGACAGCAGCAGUGACAGCAGCAGUGACAGCAGCAGUAGUGAAGAAGAGGAGCAUCCGGCAAAGAAGACCAAACGGACGCCUGCAAGGCUGAGCACACGCGGUGAGCAGAAGCAAAAACAGUUGACCGGCAGGAACAGUGACAGUCGCAAGGGCGGAAAGGCCGUUUCUGGCAAGGCCCCACCAUCAGCGUUGCCACAGAAACAGAGGAAUGGGAAGGCGAGCAAGAGUGGGCAGCAGUCGUCCCCUCAGGCGACGAACAGCGCAGCCGGCAAGACACCGCCGCCAGCGAAGAAGAACCAGACGAAGCAGCAGCAGCAAAAGCAGCAUCAGCAGCAGCAGUUCAAAAGCAAGGGCAAGGCGGAGAAGGCUGCGCCCAGUGGCGGGGACGCCGUAAAGGGCAAAGCGCAAGGCAGUACGGGCAGCAAUACGAACAGCAAGCAGGGCAGGGCAGAGCUGACGAAGAAGGGCAAGCAGAGCAAGAAAGAGGGCGAGAAGACAAAGGCGAAGAAGCAGCAGUCAAAACAGCAGGGAAAGAAGACGAAGAAGAAGAAGAAGAAGAAGAAAGCCCCAGGCAGUGGCUGCGAUGAUCGUGACAGAAACAACAGCGCCAACAACAAUGACAAAGGUGGAGGAAGUGGAAAGAGCACGGGCAAAGAGGCUGGCAGCAAGAGCAAAGAGACAAGCACGAAACAGGCUGCGGCCCAGGCCAGCAGCACCGGCUCCCGGGACAGGACAAACAAGAAGAAGCAGAAGCAGCCACAAGACAAGAAGACGAAGAAGAAGCAACAACAGCCAACGCAGAAGCAGGGCCAAAAGAGCGGCAUGAAAGGCGAGGGCGGUGAGGAGAAAUGCAGCAAAGCUGUGACAACUCAGAACAACGGUAGACAGCAGAAGCAGCAGAAACCAGAGCAGCGGACGGAAAAGGCUGGCAGCGCGGGUGUUAAUGCCACCAACAACGUCUCGUUUGUGAUUGAGGCGGCCAAUGAGAACCGGCUGGUGGUGACAUCUCCAGUACGUGCGACAGGGAAGAGGACGGCCUCGAUGCGGGACGCUGCGACCGUCAGCAGCAGCAGCAGUAGCAGCAAGAGCAAGAAGAGCAAGAAGGGCAAGACGAGCAGCAGCGAGAGUUGUAGCAGCAGCAAGAGCAAGAAGAGCAAGAAGGGCAAGAGCAGCAGCGAGAGAUGCAGCAGCAGCAGCAGCAGCAAGGGCACGGGCAAGAGCAGCGGUGGGGGCGGCAGUGAUGUCGACAAUGUACGCAGGAGGACGCUCUCCGCAGGUGCAGAGCCACCAUCACCGCCAGAACAGCGGACGACGAAGAGCAAGAAAGGCGAGGAGCGCCAGGAACAGCCGCCGCCGCCGCCACAUCUCCAAGGCUCCAAUGAGAGCGCAGCAAGUUCUAGCAAGGCCAAGCAAACUGUUGAGCAAGCUGCCCUGCAUGGCUCCAGCACGACUGCGGCACGCCGCACGACAGCCCCACCGUCGUCAUCGUCGUCCGCUCAGCCCGAGGCGCAUCGGCAGCACAUCAUCACACCCUUCCCAUUGCCACCACACCCCUCGCGCCCACUGCAGCAGCAACAGCAGCCACAACCGCAGCAGCACCAGCAUCAGCAGCGAGGGCAAGGUCACGUCAUGCAGUCCGCAGCGCAGUCACAGUCGAGUGCGCAGGAACGGCCACCACUUCUGCCGCUGCCAGGCACCGUGCCACCCAUCUCGCUCGCUGCCAGCAGAGAGGCAGAGCGCUGGUCCACCACAACCGGCAUGCGGUGCCGCGUGGGGUUUCCAACACGCGAGGAGGAAGACCGGGGCCACGACGACGGGUAUCAUAACCGCCGCCGCCGGCACCGUGAUCGCCAUCAUCGCAGCGAGCGGAUUGGGCGGCGCGAGUGGUGGGAUGGGGAGGAGGUGGAGGAAGAGGAAGGGCCACGGGGAGGAAGGAGGCGAGAGUAUCGCAUGGGGAGGAGGGACCUUCGGCCUCCGCACCCAAUGUCUUCCGUGCAAAGGAGCGGUGAUCACAGGCGAAACCCGAUGAUGCCACCGGCGGCGCCGCCGCCACCACGCCCCCUGAGCAAUGGCAAAUGGCUACCCCAACCAUCCUCAGCCGCACCGUCAUCGACGUUGUACCGCCAGCACUCAAUGCAUCGAGGAGUGGCAGUGGGCCCGCCACCACCGCACUUGCCGCCACCGCCCGCGCUCGCCCAGUCGUCGUCUCUGCAUCCGCCCGCGCAGCCGUACCCGCAUCACGCGCCAUAUUCACAACGCACGCCGUUUGGGUCCCACGCGCCACCACUGCGGCACGCCUCAAGUACGCACUGGUCCCAUACGCGCGGUGCCGUGCAGCCCACACUGCCGCAUCACACCUCGCGCACGCGCCACGACCACAGCCAUCAUCGUCGCGACCAGCAGCAGCAGCAGCAGCAACAGCAGGCGGAUGAGAGGGAGGGCGCAUCGUUUGUGCACUUCCAGACACCCCAACGCGUCACAACACACACGGCAUCAGGCCGCAUGGAUGGCGGCGAUGGUGAUGGCAGUGGUCACUGGGAUGAAGAAGGAGGAGGUGGUGGUGAAGGUGGUGAUGAUGAUGCAGAUGGGGGCGUGUCGUUGACAUCGUCACCGCACAUUGCGCCCUCUGCCGCUGGGCCGCGGCGGUCUGUGUACGCAGCCGCGCGGCUUCGAUCAUCAACCAGGACAACAACAGCAGCAGCAACAAUAGCAGCAACAGCAGCAGCAGCAGCAACAACAACAGCUGUGGUGGCAAGCACUGCAGGAGCAGCAAGCGGCUCGUCAUCGUCGUCAGCGCCACAGGCGCUGGCACUGGAUCGGCACAGCAGCGCAAGCAGCAGCAGCAUGGCUGAUGGUGGCGAUGACCCUGGCGCGGAGGACUAUGCACAGUACACGGACAAGCCGGCACGCAGGAGGCGCACAGGGAGGAGGAAACGGUGUCCCGUGUGCAAGGUCAAGAACGCCCCCAACAGUUUGAUUUGUUACGGGUGCCAGGGUGUUGCUCGUGGCGUGUUUCACCGGAUGAAGGACAAAAAGCUGAUUCCGAAAUCACUCAAUCGCAAGGCGCUCGCUGGCGCUCUGAAGCAAAACUACAAGGGUCUCAAGCGGUCAAGGAAGCGCUGCACCUUCCACUGCAAGAAGUUUGGGCGAGGCCGUUGCGACGUGUGCACCACGCGCUUCAUGAUCAACAACUUCUUCGACCACGUUGUCUUGGAUUACAGCCUGGACUCGGCCAGUGGGUGACAUGUUUUCGUUCAGUGCCAGCAAGCAAGCAAGCAGGGAGACCAGCCAGCCAGCCAGGCAAGCAAGCGAGGCACCACCAGAACACAGUGUUGUCAUCAUUUGGCAUCACAUGUCGCCUCGCACGUGUUGGAGGGAAAUUGCAACUGCUGCGCA